This is a messenger RNA of Sphenostylis stenocarpa, 650 nucleotides long. NCBI's taxonomy places the organism in Eukaryota, Viridiplantae, Streptophyta, Magnoliopsida, Fabales, Fabaceae. The record is from the annotation of a GenBank genome assembly.
GAGUGGAGAAGGUGACUGCAGAUAGCAAGGCAAGCAAAGUGGUAGUGAAAGGAAAGGCAGCAGACCCCAUAAAGGUGUGUGAGAGGCUACAAAAGAAAAGUGGUAAGAAAGUGGAGCUCAUUUCACCUUUGCCAAAACCUCCAGAUGAGAAAAAAGAAGAAGUCAAAGAACCGCAGCCAGAGGAGAAGAAAGAGGAGCCACCUCCUAUGGUAACAGUAGUCCUCAAAGUUCGAAUGCACUGUGAAGCAUGUGCCCAAGGUAUACAAAAGGAAAUCCGCAAGAUUAAAGGAGUAGAGUCAGUGGAGACAAGAUUGGGAAAUGAUCAAGUGAUAGUAAAAGGUGUGAUUGAUCCAGCAAAGCUUGUUGAUUAUGUGUACAGGAGGACCAAAAAGCAAGCUUCUAUUAUGAAAGAGGAGGAAAAGGAAAAGAAGGAAGAAGAGGAGAAGAAAGAGGAGGAGAAAGAAGAAAAGAAAAAAGAAGGUGAAGAAAGGAAGGGAGAUGAUGGUGAAGAAGAUGAUAACAAAACUGAGAUCAAGCGAAGUGAAUACUUGCCAAUAAGAUCCUACGUUGACUACUUUGACUACUUGGACUACCCUUAUGAUUCUCAGAUUUUCAGCGAUGAGAACCCAAAUGCUUGCACUGUAAUGUAG